Molecule: messenger RNA, 3687 nt
Organism: Lachancea sp. 'fantastica'
Lineage: Eukaryota; Fungi; Ascomycota; Saccharomycetes; Saccharomycetales; Saccharomycetaceae
Source: the annotation of a GenBank genome assembly
AUGGAAUUAAGUUUUUAUUUGAACAACCUGCACUGCGAGAGUUGCGAGCAGAUUAUUCGCCAAGUCGUUUCUCGUCGUUUUGACUGGAAGAAUGAAUCUAUCGAUAGCGCUAGAAACAGAAAUGACUAUGUGAGCUACAAUGAGUUUUCGAAGGGCUCAAAACUCAAUCCUUUUAAGUCUCAGAAGCUGGGCCAUGUGCGGUCUUUUUCGUGUGACGUGAAAACCGGACUGGUACUGAUAGUUCUUAUGGAAAAUGGCGUCAAGAAGGACGUUGUAAGUACAGAUAAGUCCUCUUUCGUAAGUGACAUUCCAAAUGUAAUCAAGAGAGAUUUCGAGCUUGCGGGAUUCGAAGUACGUGAAAUCCGGGUAGAGUCAAACGAUACCGUAUCGGAAACCUCACUCAGUGUUGGUUCACCAUCGCUGUGUCAUCGGGGCAUUCUACCGAAACUUGGAAAUUUACCACUGGCCAAGUUCAGAAGAAGGAGAAAACAUACAAGAUACUGUAAAGAGUGCUAUUCUUUGGCGCGGAAAAGUGACAAUGGGAAAAUAGAGUUCAGCACCACGACGAACAGUGACGGUUUAACUCAGUAUAGGGCCAUUUUCGCCAUUGGUGGCAUGACAUGUGGUAACUGUGCUGGAAUUGUUGAAUCAGCGAUUAACAAAGUUUUGGUAACACAAGAUUCUGAAGCUAAGGUUUCGGUCAAUCCGGUCGACAAUACUGCCACUGUGGUGACCAAAAGUAAACAACUGGUUCAAGUUAUCAUCGAUAGCGUAGCUGAAGCUGGCUAUACUGCUCAGCUGCUUGAAAUUCUGCCUCUCGCCAGUGAGCGACGAUUCAAGUAUUCUGCAGCCAUUGAUGGUAUCACUUGCGCUGCUUGUGCAUCGGCCAUCACAUGCACUACCGAACAGUUACCUUACGUGGAAGAAGUAGCAGUAAAUGUCCUUUCAAAGUCUGCUACUUUCAUAAUAAGCUCAAUUGAGAGUAGCGUGCUACGAGAGCUUCGAGAAACUGUUGAAGACUGUGGCUUUGGUUUUCAGCCGCUCGGUGAUCCAGAGAGCGUCGAGCAUGCUUUUGCAAGAAGAUUGACCAGAAGCGUUAAUUUGAGAAUCGAUGGAAUGUUCUGUACGCAAUGCCCGGCGAGCGUGAAUGCUUUACUGUCCGAUUUUGACAACGCAGAUGUAUUCAUUGAAAAGCCUCUGUCCCUAGAAUCUCCUACCGUCAAAUUCAAGUAUACACCGGAUGUCGAUAACGGCGUCACGAUAAGGAGCAUUAUAGCCAAAAUCUUGGAAAAACUCUCUAGUGGCAACGAUUCAAACAUUAGGGUGACUAUUGUCAAAGAAAGGACAUUCGAGGAGCAGUUGGGAGCACUGGCUAUGCGCGAGACAUACAAGAUAGCAAUCAGGUUACUUGCUUCUUUGAUUUUCGCGAUACCCACUUUUGUUUUCGGAGUGCUUGGGCCAUCGCUCCUUUCAAAGCACAAUAAGUUCAGAAUGUGGUUGGAGGAGCCCAUUUUGGCUGGCAAUACAUCGAGAAUGACUUGGGUGCUGUUCUUUUUGAGCACACCAGUCUACUUUUUUGUAGACGACGUUUUCCAUAGAAAGGCUAUUAUGGAAGUAAGAGCACUCUGGAAACAUAAAGAGGAUUGGAAAAGGCGAAUAUUUAAGUUUGGAAGCAUGAAUCUUUUGGUUUCUUUAGGCACUACAGUUGCAUACUUUGCCAGUAUUGCAAUGCUCGUGAUUUCUUCUACGGAUGCUCAAACAAGAAGCAGAGCGGGCUAUACUACGACUUAUUUUGAUGCUGUGGUGUUCCUCACAUUUUUCCUUAUUGUGGGAAGAUUGCUCGAGACGUACUCAAAAAAUAGAACUGCUCAAGCUGUAAACGAUCUCAAUCUGCUGAAGCAGCACGAGGCGACUUUGGUCGAUCGCCAAGACGAGGGAAGAUACGUUGGCGAUAGGAUAGUCGACAUUCAGUAUCUUGAGCUUGGAGAUUACAUCAGAAUUUCACCAGGUGAAUCACCAACGAUGGACUGUAUUGUCGCUCAAGGAGCAACAAGUUUCGAUGAAAGCGCUCUCACUGGCGAAUCGAUACCUAUAGAGCACAAACCGGGUGAGCAGAUAUUUGCUGGAACCGUUAAUGUUGGAGCCGAAGCAAUCAUUGGUAGACUUUGUGCUUCGGAUGGAGAAUCUCUGCUCAACCAAAUUGUCAGUUCAGUACGCGAUGGACAGCUGAAAAAGGCGCCUGUUGAGAAACUUGCAGACUCUUUGACGGCCUUCUUUGUCCCAGUUAUCGUUUCCAUUGCUAUAAUUACGUGGGUUAUAUGGGUUUCCUUAGGGUUUAGUGGCCAAUUGCCUGGGAGCUACCUUGAUGUUAAUGUAGGUGGUUGGACUGUUUGGUCCUUGGAGUUUGCCAUAGCAGUGUUCGUCAUUGCUUGUCCCUGCGGUAUAGGACUGGCAGCACCUACAGCCUUAUUUGUGGGCGGUGGGCUUGCUGCUAAGAAUGGAAUAUUGGCAAGAGGUGGAGGGGCUGCAUUCCAGGAAGGCUCUAGAGUUUCUGUGGUUUGUUUUGAUAAAACUGGGACGCUGACCGUCGGAGGCGCUCCAAAAGUUACGAAUUAUUCUAUCCAUAGCAAUCCGUCCAUGAAAAAGGUAGCUAUUCAGGCUGCAAAAGAUCUAGAGCUUGUAUCGAAGCACCCUAUUGCAGUAGGCGUCAAAAGCUUCCUUGACCAAGAAUUUGGAGACUCAAUUGGACAUGGAAUGAUACUUUCGGUUGAAGAGAUUGCAGGGAGAGGGCUCAAGGGAGACUUUGUUCGCGAGAAGGAUGCUCUUUUGGGUUCGGGAGAAUUGGUAUCACCUGAAAGUGCAAUUCUUGGUAACGAAACCUUUAUGGCGGAGAACAAUUGCCAUUUGAGUUCUUCUCAGAUAAAAAUGUUGGCAGAUUGGAAAGCUGAAGGGAAAAGUGUUAUUGUUGUGGCCAUAAAAUCCAUUUCUUUCUUCAAAAGCAAUGCCUUCUUUCCCGUAAUGCUUUUAGCGGUGAGAGAUCAAAUCAGACCAGAAGCCAAGGGCGUGAUCAAGGAGCUGCAGAAAGAGGGUAUCGAAUGCUGGAUGAUUUCUGGAGACAACAAAAUGACGGCGGCGGCCAUUGCCAAGGAACUGGGGAUCGACAAUGUUGUAGCGGAGGUUCUUCCCGAAGAAAAGGCGAAGAAAGUUUCGUGGAUUAAAGAGACCCAUCUCGUGCGCAAAAAGUCGCCCGUGGUAGCCUUUGUUGGGGAUGGAAUCAACGAUGGACCCGCAUUAGCUGCUGCAGAUGUGGGGAUUGCUCUAGCGAGCGGAAGUGACCUUGCCAUGAGCGCCUGUGACUUUGCAUUGCUUUCAGGCACCCACACUCUGUGUUCACUCUUGACCUUGUUGCAGCUGUCUCGAAAAGUCUUUCAAAGGGUAAGGUUCAAUUUUGCAUGGGCCCUAGUCUACAACAUGAUCGGAAUACCAAUUGCAGCAGGCGUCAUUUAUCCUUACAACAACACGAGACUAUCGCCCGUGUGGGCGAGUGCUGCGAUGGCUGCCUCUUCGGUCAGUGUUGUAAUGAGCAGCUUGGCAUUGCGGAUGUAUAGGCCGUCGUCAGUUUUAAAAGAUGAGAACCAGAAAUUGAUCUUUGACCGUUUCGUUCCCAUCGCAGAGAAGUUCCCAUAA